CAGUCGCUCGUGCACUUCCUCGUAAAAUGGCGGAUAGCGCUUCGAAAAUGGUACCUCGAAGAACGUUUAAAUAUACUACGUUAUGGGACGAUCUGUUUAGUCUUCGUUCGUAACUGUCCCGUGUGCAAACGUGACGUCCUGUGUUCGUCUUGGUGUUGGUUACAGGAACUGUCGAUGCGCAUUUUUCUUUGAUACGUCGAACGUACAGUGCUGCUGCGAGAGAAUGCUGCUCCCAAUAUCGGUGGCCUUGCUCUCGGUCGAAAACUUUGCGAGAUUAUCUGAGGUUACAGUUUAUUUAGGGAUGCUACUGUUCAUAAUCUUCCUCAUAUGGAGGUGCUUUAAGAAACCUCCUGUCUAUGAGGUGCCAGCAUGGGACAUCACCAAGGGCCACCGUUGGUCUGUCACAGACAUCCUUAGUCGCACAGGUUAUUGCAGCGUCUGUGAGAACCUCAUCGUGGAUGGCCUCUUCUGUGACUGCUGUGGCAUAUGUGUGGAUCACGGCUGUUGUGGUGUAGCUGAUAAGAAUUUCGCAUGCAAGACUCUGUCCUCCAGCGGCGAUUCCAUCAAUCAUCACUGGGUAAAAGGUAAUACCUCUCCAAACAGCCGGUGUGCAGUGUGUGGCGAGCUGUGUGGGCUGGAGGCGGCAUUGUCCGACUUCCGGUGCUGCUGGUGUCAGCGGACGGUGCACACAGGCUGCACGGGCAAGCUUGCUGAGGUGUGCGACCUGGGGCGGCAUCGCGCAUGUGUGGUGCCACCGUAUUGCGUUCGACUGCGCAUGGUCGGCUGGAAAGGACGGCGCCACCUGGUUGUGCGCAGUGUCAACCCCCCAAGCUACAGCCCCUGGAGCCCACUCAUUGUAGUGGCCAAUCGACGCAGUGGCAAUAAUGAUGGCGAGCAUGUGCUCAGCGCCUUCCGUGGCAUCCUCAAUCCAGCACAGGUGGUGGACUUGAAUGACCUGCCACCAGAAUCUGCCCUCGAGUGGUGCCACCUGAUAAAAGGUCACACCUGUCGCAUCAUAGUAGCUGGGGGUGACGGCACGGUCAACUGGAUUUUCACUGUCAUAGACAGGCUGAAACUAGAGCCUCUGCCUCCUCUCUGUGUCCUGCCACUGGGCACUGGCAACGACUUUGCACGGGUUUUCGGCUGGGGCGAGGGCUACAGCUCGUCAGACAUCAAUGUCAUCGACGUCCUCGACAGCAUUAACCAAGCUAAAGUGGAGAACAUUGACCGGUGGAAGAUCCACAUAUCUCCUCACCGGCGCUUGGGCUUUACACCACCAUGUCAAGAAAUGUACAUGACCAACUAUUUCUCUGUGGGUGUGGACGCCCUGGUUACCCUCAACUUCCACAAGACACGACAGUCGUGGCUGUACUUUUGGAAACAUCGCCUUUUCAACAAGUUCCUGUACAUCACGUACGGUACUCGUGACUUGCUUGAGAAAAAGUGCCGGGACCUCCCGCAAAAGGUGCGCCUUUGGCUGGACGGGGAGCCCAAGGACCUGGAGCAUCUGGAGGCCAUCACUGUGCUCAACAUCCCUUGCUGGGGCGCAGGUGUACGACCAUGGCACAUGGGUGCCGGAGGUCAGCUAGCUCAGCCCCAGAGGUACAACGAUGGUCUUGUGGAAGUUAUCGGCCUGUACUCAUCCUUCCACGUGGCACAGCUUCAGGUUGGCAUAUCCGAGCCUGUACGGCUUGGACAAGCUAAGGAAGUCAAGUUGGAGUUGUUGGAACGUCUUCCAGUGCAAGUUGAUGGUGAGCCUUGGGAGCAGGCUCCUGCCACGCUGUGUAUCACAUUCCACUGCCAGGCAGCUGUGCUCGUGAACCAGGGUGAACAUUAGUCAUGAAUUUGCAACCUUGCGGAAGAAAGUGUCGUCGCCUAAUAGGAACACGGCAUUUCUUCUUGCUCGCCACAGAAUGCAGCGAACAUAUCGGGUUAGCUUCUGCAACUUACAUUACUUCAGUGCAAGACCUUGGAAGCCUAUGCUUCUAUUUGUGUAUAUGUACGUUACUGUAUUUAGACGUUUCUGUGUACUACAUGGCUACGUGAAAUUGUUCGUUUUCGGAUGUAACUGCCAACGGACACAAGUGACUAUAGUUGUGACUGACAUUCUGCUUCAUUACUUUUUCUGCGGAAGUGCAUCAUUCCAUAAUUCGCAUUGUUUUAUGCAAAUUUACUGUUGUGAUUUCGUGUUUUUCUUUAUCCCCCUGCAAUACUCAUUGCUGCGAAACGUAUAUCUUUUAUUGUGAUCUCGUUCUUACGGGAUUAUCACAGAACCAAAGUAGCUUUUGAAUCUGUUUUGUUUCCUGCGUAGCUUCAACGAAAGAAUUUUAAUUGAAAUUGUACACCAAGAUUAGCUAAAUUUUGCAUCUUUGUGUGUCAGAGCUUUGGGCUGUUUGAGGCUGGACAAACGGAGAAGAAUAUAAAGAGGGUGGGAUAAGCUGUUCACAAUAAAGUUUUUAGCAGCUAGUGCAUGGAGGCCAUGAUCACUGUAGUAUUAGCACUAUAAGCGCACACUCCUUCAUGCAUUUUAUUAUACUUCCAUGUGCCCCACAGGGCUUGUAAUGAGUACUUGUAAUGAGUACUUACACUUGCUUGUGAUAUAGCAUUUAUUAAGUCAUUACUGAAUGUUGUACACUAAAUACAUGUUUGGCAUAUAUGAAAUCCGUGCGGAUUCUCAUUGUUACCAGGCUGACAAAUUUUUCGCUGAGUCAGGCUGCUUUCUUGACUGGCAUCAACGGUGUACACAUGCAGCAAAUGCAGUUGCAGUGUAGAAAAGCCAACGAUAUUGUCAUUACACCUUGUUAUUGUAAAGAAUGACAAAGUUGUUGCUUAUAUGUAUUUUGUUGUGAAACUGUUCAUCGAUUUAGUUGAACAGGUAGAUGUGUGAAAUCAUGCCACAUGAUCUUUUUAUCUUGUUAGCAUUUGCACGCUAAGUUAUUUGUACAUGCUGUUCAUAAAGAUGGUAAUAUAAUUUGUAUCAUUUUAAUCAUCACAUUGUCGUGCAUUGAAUUUUUGUUAACAUGUUCUCUGAGAAUCUAUGCUCAAAUAGUUUUUUGGAAGCGUGAAAAUUGCAUCAGAACUUAGUGUUUGGGUGUAUUUCCACAGGGCAAGCCUUGACACAAUGCUGUAAAAUUGCCUUUCUUGAAGCCCUAUGAUAAGGCCAGUUAUAAUUCCUAUGGGGCAUCCUUGUGCUACAAAACAGGCUGCUGGGCUAGUUGGUGCUGCAUAUCGUGAGGUUCAGCACAAUGAACGGUGCAGGAUGACGGAAGACAUACAAUGAUGUGUACUGUUGACAGGUGUCUUAAAAUUGCAUUUGUAAUGCAAAGUAUGCGCACUUCGAAUGCAUGCCUACACAAGCUUAGUUUCAAAAAUUUGUGAGCAGGUGCUUAGGGUCAACUUUUUGCUGCUGUUUUGUGAAAGCACAUCUACUGUCCUCUUAGACGUCACAUUUUGCAUAUUUGUGUUUGUGAUGUGAGUACUACAGCAGAGUUUUUUUAAGAACUCUGCUGUACUAUUAAUAGCAAUAGUGUAUUCAACAGUUGGAUCUGUAUGCCAAGUCAUCCCGCUUAAUGUGUGUGCCGAAAAUCUUCACGUCUUGAAAACUGGCUAUUACCACAUCGCAGAAAUGGAUGACAUGCCAAUCACGUCUGUACUGCGUGCAAUAUUUGUAGUGCUUUGCCUCGCAUUGAGGUGCCUCUAUACAAUGAGCAGCCUAAGUAUGUUUAAACGGCUUUUUUUAUUUGAACAAGAGGAAAAUGAUGAGGGCAUUUAGUCCACCCCAGAGUGUAAAAGAAAUACUUGCAAAAUCUUUUUGAGCGUAACCAUCAAUAAAAAAAGUGGUAGACAUGAUCAAUAAGUGAGCUGUAAUGCAUUUUGUUUGGGAAACUUUAAGCGCCUGGAAUUAUACACAGGAGCUAGAUGCUGCCCGAACCAGAAUAACUGUGCAUUAUGUGAAAUGAUUAACAAAAUUGGGACCCAGGCAAAGUGGUUAGUAGGCCUAGUUAGUCUAGCAGCUUCCCAAUUCUAUAUGUCUGCUGCUUGUAAGAUUGUCACAAUAUGAUUCAGAUGUCAAAGUAGAGCAGCAGUAUUUUAAUAUGCCAUUUGGUCACAUUAAAAAUUAAGUGUCGUUUAUGUAUUUCUCGCAUCAUCAGUGCCCUUUAGAAGAAACAGCUUCACAACACAACUCUUUAUUAUUCAUUUGGUUUUAUUUUUGAGAAUAUAAAUGUGAGCUUAGAGGCAUCCUCAACCAUCUUUCCAAGUAAUCACUCUCACGCUUUAAGCGCUUUUUCUCGUCCAGAUGAGUGCACCGGAAGCUACACGGGAGAAUAACAAUUGGGAGAGAAGCUACGUCAGGCGCGCGUCAUGACCUUCAGUGCACAUCAUGAAACUCGAUCGCACUCUACUGGUGUGCACUAGUGUUGCUACUGUGUAAUUUUGGCACGUGGCUGGAAGUGCAUCUGAACCAAACGCCGCUCUUGGGUUAUGUCGGCUGUCAGUCAAUAACAGAAAUCUGCGGCACGACAAAAAAUCUAUAAGACGGCCUUAUGAAGAGAGAGCGUGGGCCUCUGUAUGAAUAUAAGGUGCUUGAGAAAGUGGCAACUUCAUGCUCCAUUCGUAAACUCUCCUUGCCGCGUAUAACUGCAAGAUUUGAGUGAGCUGUUCACAGCAGCGUCUACUUUCCGCUGUUCUUUUUUUUUUUUUUUUUCAGCAAGCAGGAGGCGUGUUUCAGGACCCUUAAUGUGUUAAUCUUUU
Molecule: messenger RNA, 4752 nt
Organism: Rhipicephalus sanguineus (brown dog tick)
Lineage: Eukaryota; Metazoa; Arthropoda; Arachnida; Ixodida; Ixodidae
Product: diacylglycerol kinase epsilon
Exons: 11
Coding region: 224-1837 (537 amino acids)
Molecular function (GO): ATP-dependent diacylglycerol kinase activity
Source: RefSeq, a predicted model, not a curated record